Molecule: messenger RNA, 4074 nt
Organism: Armigeres subalbatus
Lineage: Eukaryota; Metazoa; Arthropoda; Insecta; Diptera; Culicidae
Exons: 5
Coding region: 1-4074 (1357 amino acids)
Source: RefSeq, a predicted model, not a curated record
AUGCAGCAAGAUAGAGAUCUAAAAGAGCGCCAAUUGAGGGAGGAACGUGAGAUGUUGAAAAGGCAAUUGAAAGAAGAAGCUAGAUUUGCUAGCGAACGUAAGAAGCUGCACGAGCAUUUUCAAGAUGCGAAGAAAGCAAUUGCGAAGAGUAUUUCCGAAGAAACAGAAGGUGCUGUUGGAGGGGAGAAGCUGAAGAACGACAACGAAUUAUCGUUCGAUAAGAAGGUCCAGUUCUGGCUGAAGCAGCAGGAUCAAGGUAGAAAUGGAGCGAAAUCCAAACUAUCCUGCUCAAUAGCGGAUAGUGAAGACUACGGUGAAAUCGAAGAGGAUGAUGCACCUGAGGAAAAAGGAGAUGCUCUCGAAGCUGUCCGGAGCCGGUUAGUCCUUCCGGAGUCGGUACCGGAUGUCAUCAACGACCUUCGUCGUAUAUUUGGCAGACCAGAGAAACUGCUGAAGACCCUUCUCACGAAAGUGCGGAAUGCACAAGCGCCAAGGGCCGAUCGCUUGGAAACCUUCAUGCAAUUUGGAAUAACAGUGAAGCAGUUGUGCGAUCACUUGGAGGCGGCUAAGCUAGCGGAUCACCUUAAUAACCCAAUGCUUGUCCAGGAAUUGGUGGAGAAACUACCGUCAAAUUACAAAAUGGACUGGGUCCGUUUCAAAAGGAGCAGGAUAGGAUCUCCUUUGAGAAUAUUCACCGAUUUUAUGAACGACAUCGUAGCAGAUGCAUCCGAAGUAUCAGAGUUCUCGACACUCUUUUUGAGUGACACCCGAGAAUCAUCGCACUGCGGGAAAGGGAAACCAAAACGAAAGGAAUUAAAGGUCGUGGAGCAACACAAGCUCUGUGCCCUGUGUUUGAACAACCACGGGAAGAGUCGUUGUACCUUCAGGAUUCGCUGCAAUAUCAAUGGAUGUCAAGGUGGUCAUCACACUCUAUUGCAUCAUGCUGAGGGAUCCGUGCAGCUUAUGGACAUUGCGUGCAACGCGCACGGCGCACUGAGCCGCGGAGUAAUCUUCCGGAUGGUGCCCGUAACUCUAUAUUUCGGGGACCAUGCACUGGAUAUACUGGCAUUCUUGGAUGAAGGUUCGUCAUCUACUCUGGUUGAAAAUGCCGUAGCUAGAGAGUUGGAUGCCCGAGGGCGCGCGGAACCGCUGGUAGUAACAUGGACAGGCAAUGUGAAGAGAUUCGAAACUACGUCCAAAAGAGUCAACCUUAUGAUUUCAGCGCGUGAAUCGGAUGAAAAGUUGCCGUUGAAAGACGUUCGCACUGUUGCCGAACUAAAACUUCCAAAACAGAGUCUCCAGUAUACAAAAUUAGCUGACCGAUACCCACAUCUCGACAAUAUUCCCGUAGCGAGCUACGAGAUUGAAGAGCCUAGAAUCAUCCUUGGACUGGAUAACCUAAAUGUGUUUGCUCCACUCGAAUCACGAGUUGGAUCACCUGGCGAGCCGAUCGGUGUUAAAUCCAAGCUAGGGUGGACGGUUUACGGCCCGCAACCGAGCGGAACCGUAGUAUCAGAAGUAAGAGUCAACCUUCACUCGUUGGAACCAAUGACCAACCAGGAGCUACACGACGCCAUGCGUUCUCAGUUUUUGUUGGACGAUCCCUCGGUAGCCUCUGUGGCAGAAUCAAACGAAGAUGCGCGGGCUCGGAACAUAAUGCAGACAACAACAAAGCGAAUUGGAGACCGGUACGAAACCGGAUUACUGUGGCGACGAGAUGAGCAGAGAUUCCCAGAUAGCUACCCAAUGGCUGUCUCACGAUUGAAAGCGUUAGAGAGAAAGCUGGAGCGAGAUCCGGAACUUGGUUCGAAGGUUCAUCAGUUAAUAGCUGAGUACCUGAUAAAAGGCUAUGCACAUAAAGCUACCGUCGACGAACUGGCAGAUAUGGCGAAGGGAAAUGUCUGGUAUAUUCCUCUGAACGUUGUUAUCAACCCUCGAAAACCAGGGAAGAUUCGUCUCGUGUGGGACGCGAGAGCAUCUGUCAAUGGGAUAUCACUAAACUCGGAGCUCUUAACCGGCCCUGAUCAGCUAGUGCCUUUGCAGACCGUAAUCAGCAAGUUUCGGGAAAAACGCGUGGCGUUUGGCGGGGACAUCCAGGAGAUGUACCACCAGUUCCGUAUAAGAAGGGCAGACAAAAAGUUCCAAAGCUUUCUCUUCCGACGAGAUCCGGGCAGCUCUCCUGAAACCUAUGUGAUGGACGUCGGAACAUUUGGGGCGAAGUGUUCUCCAUGCUCUGCCCAAUUUAUAAAAAACUUGAAUGCGGCGCAAUUCGAGCAACAAUUUCCGGAAGCAUCAGCAGCAAUAAUCAACAAACACUGUGUUGAUGAUUAUUAUGAUAGUGUAGAUACCGUUGACGAAGCCAUCAAGAUAGCUACCGAUGUGAAAUUGAUCCAUUCUCGUGGAGGAUUUCACAUCAGAAAUUGGGUGUCGAAUACUCCAAAUUUCCUGGAAGCGAUGGGAGAACAGCCGAUAACCUCUACUGUGCGCUUUCAUCAAGACAAGGAAACGUUGACUGAACGCGUCCUUGGAAUAGUCUGGAACCCAGUGGAUGAUGUUCUUUCUUUCUCCACGGCUACACGUCCUGAAUAUCAUUUAAUGCUUCAUGGGGAUUCUGUUCCUUCCAAAAGGAUCGUUUUGAGCUCAGUAAUGUCAAUGUUUGACCCCCUUGGGCUAUUAUCACCAUUCACUGUGUAUGGACGAAUAUUGAUACAAGACUUGUGGAGAACUGGCUGCAGCUGGGACGAGCCCAUCGAUGGUCAGUCGUUCGAAAAAUGGACUCGAUGGACGAAAGCACUUCCGAGUAUCGAGGCCAUUCGCAUACCCCGGAGCUACUUCGGGCAAGCAAGUUCGGCGGACAUUCAAGACCUUCAACUCCACAUCAUUACUGAUGCCAGUAAAGGUGCAUACGGAUGCUCGGCAUAUUUUCGGGCAGUUGUUAACGGAAGGAUACCGUGUGUGUUGGUAUCGAGCCGUGUCAAAGUAGCACCGUUGAAACCAAUGUCUGUGCCACGGUUGGAACUGCAGGCAGCAGUAUUAGGAGCAAGGUUAGCGGUAGCAGUACGAAGUAAUCACACGUUCAACAUAGCGCAACAGGUUUUCUGGACCGACUCUACAACCGUAUUGUCCUGGAUUACCUCCGACGUACGAAGAUACAAGGAGUUCAUUGGAUUACGGAUCGGCGAGAUCCUGACGCUUUCCAAGCUUUGCGAAUGGCGUUGGGUUCCUACCAGGCUGAACGUGGCGGACCAACUAACAAAGUGGACCCGCGAUCCAAAUUUAAAUUCAGACAGCGAGUGGUUCAUAGGGCCUAAAUUUCUCUAUCGAGAGGAGGAAGACUGGCCAAAACAGAAAAGGUAUGAAUCCACGCAGGAAGAAGCAAAAGUACAUCUACUUGCUCAUGAUAUUCAGCUACUCGCACCGAUCAUCGAUGUUCAUCGAUUUUCGAAAUGGACCGUUUUGGUACGAACUAUGGCUACUGUCUUUAGAUUUGUAUCCAACUGUCGUAGAAAGAUAAACGGAUUGUCGAUCGAAGUGCUAAAAGCUACAGAUAGGCAAGCGAAAGCAAUCAAGAAAAACUAUUCGAUAGAACAUUACCCUUUAAAGCAAUUGGAAUACGAGAAGGCGGAACGGAUUCUGAUAAAAGUAGCACAAGCUGAAUCGUUUGGUAACGAGGUGAAGGUAUUGAUGAGGAACGCAAAUGUGUCCGUAGCGGAUAGGCAGCAGAUCGAGAAGUCAAGCUUCCUUUACAAACUGACGCCCCUUAUUGAUGGCGACGGAAUUCUACGGAUGGAAAGUCGCGUGGAACGUGCAGAGUUCCUAUCGUUUGACCUUCGUUUUCCCAUAGCUUUGCCAAAAGAGCACGAGGUUACAAUGAAGAUCGUUCAACACUACCACGAACGAUUUGGUCAUGGAUAUAGGGAGACGGUGAAGAAUGAAUUACGGCAACGAUUCUUCGUACAAGCGGUGGGCGCAGUUAUCACCAGGGUCAUGAAAGAUUGCGUGGAUUAUCUGGGCCCAUUCGUAGUCACGGUAGGCCGUCGCAAAAUCUUCUCGGACAACGGUUCGCUGUAUUGA